UCCCUUCCCUGGUAGAGCCAGACGCUGCGACGCCCGCUCCCUGCAUCCUGUGCUGCAGCGGCUGUUCACCGGAGGGGGGCGAACCCACGUCAACCUGUUGUUUGUCCAGCCCCUAUUGAUCAAGUCAGCGCCACAAGGAAGUGCGGCACCCACACACGCUUGGAAAGUUCAGCAUGCAGGAAGUUUUGGGAGAGCUGGGCCAGUAGCUGGGCUGCCCAGACAGCGCUGGGGAGCUCGGAGCAGCGCAGGCGGUGAAGGCGCAGGGCUGCGCAGUAGAAGUCCACCGGCCCAACCCGGUGGACUUUAUUUAUUUACUUUUGGAGCGACGCUGUCCUAGGUCGCUGAGCCCAAAUGCACCCGCUCGUCUUAGUCUCCAUUCUCGUGUGCGCGAACUUUUGCUGCUAUCAGGACACUUUUGCGGCUCCGCAGAGCGCAUCCAUCAAAGCUUUGCGCAAUGCCAACUUCAGGAGAGAUGAGAGCAAUCACCUCACAGACUUAUACCGGAGAGAUGAGAACGUUCAGGUGACAGGCAAUGGCCAUGUGCAGAGUCCUCGCUUCCCAAACCGCUACCCAAGGAACCUGCUUCUGACAUGGCGGCUCCAUUCCCGGGAGAAAACACGGAUACAACUGUCCUUUGACCAUCAAUUUGGACUAGAGGAAGCAGAAAAUGACAUUUGUAGGUAUGACUUUGUGGAAGUUGAAGAUGUCUCAGAAAGCAGCACCGUUGUCAGAGGAAGAUGGUGUGGCCACAAAGAGAUCCCUCCAAGGAUAACUUCAAGAACAAACCAGAUUAAAAUCACAUUUAAGUCUGAUGACUACUUUGUGGCAAAACCUGGAUUCAAGAUUUAUUAUUCAUUCGUGGAAGAUUUCCAACCUGAAGCAGCCUCAGAGACCAACUGGGAAUCAGUCACAAGCUCUUUCUCUGGGGUGUCCUAUCACUCUCCAUCAGUAACGGAUCCCACUCUCACUGCCGAUGCCCUGGACAAAACUAUUGCAGAAUUCGAUACCGUGGAAGAUCUGCUUAAGUACUUCAAUCCAGUGUCUUGGCAAGAUGAUCUGGAGAAUUUGUAUCUGGACACCCCUCAUUAUAGAGGCAGGUCAUACCAUGACCAGAAGUCCAAAGUGGACCUGGACAGGCUCAAUGAUGAUGUCAAGCGUUAUAGUUGUACUCCCAGGAAUCACUCGGUGAAUCUCAGGGAGGAGCUGAAGCUCACCAAUGCAGUCUUCUUUCCACGAUGCCUCCUCGUGCAGCGCUGUGGUGGCAACUGUGGCUGUGGAACUGUCAACUGGAAGUCCUGCACGUGCAGCUCAGGGAAGACAGUGAAGAAGUAUCACGAGGUAUUGAAGUUUGAGCCUGGCCAUUUCAAGAGAAGGGGCAAAGCUAAGAAUAUGGCUCUUGUCGAUAUCCAGUUGGAUCAUCAUGAGCGAUGUGACUGUAUCUGCAGCUCAAGACCACCUCGAUAAAACACUAUGCACAUCUGUACUUUGAUUAUGAAAGGACCUUAGCAGCCAAAAUUGCUUCUAAUCUACAGUGCAAUGAAUACAUAUGGAAACAUUGCUUUGUUAGUGCCAUGGCAAGAAGAAGCAUAUAUCAUCAAUUUCUAUAUCCAUAAACAUAGAAAGUCACUUACUAAUAGUAUGUGAAGAUAUGUAUGUAUAGCCAGAUACAUAUCUAGCUCUAUGUGUGUAAAUAGAUGAAAUACUUUAUUCAGUAUAUUUACUGAGGUCCUCCAGGGACAAGAUUAUUAGAUUAUUACUUGAUAGUUUGCUAAAAUAAGGAAAUGUGUCAAACAUAUGAAGCAUCUUUUAAGAAAUUCAAAAGGUAAGUUUAUUCUAAAACUUUGUAUGACAAAAUGUAUCAGAUCUUGCUCACUUAACGAAGGCAUUUAUCCAUUAAAUGAAAGAUGAGACUUUCUUAUGUGCAUACCUUAAUUAUGUGAAGAAAAAUACAUAGUUUUUGGCCAUAAAAACAAGUUUUGAAAUAUUUUCCUCAUUAAAUGCACUUCUCACCUACAAGUGUGGACAGUAAGUAUCUGUCUCCAUGACUAUACCAAAGGAAUACAAGAUAUUUAACAAUCAAGUCAUUAAGUCCUCUUUUAUGUAUUUUCCCAAUGCAAGCUAAUUAACUGAGCACCUUUCUCAUUGAAUUGCUCAGGGACUUGUUGUGAUAAUAGACAAGCAAUAUUCAAUAGGCAAGCAAUAGCUUGCUGCAGAAUUUUUGAAUUUUUUUCAUUCUAAAAUCUGCAGAAAAGCAAGUGUUUUCAGGAAGAGCAUGCCAUUACACAUGAGCAUUUCGACAUGAUAGUCAUGGCAAGACUUGGGUGAUAGAAAGUCAGAAAUAAGCAAAUAUUGACAUAACUGGAAAUCAAAUGGGCUGUUUGAUAAGGUCCACAUUUAAAAAUGGGUCAAAGUCUUCUAAACUGUGCCAAUAAUUUUUCUGUGUUUUGCUCUUGCAUUUCUAUCUUUUCAAUAUAUACACAUGAAUUUAUAUCAUGUUAUAUGAGACAAGCUAUUAUGGAAUAUUUAUAGCCUAAAAGUAUUUAUGUAUUAACAAAACACCUAGAGCCAGAUGUAAGUUGUGGAGGCACAGAUUUCGCCCUGCCAUCCUACUGGAAAGCUUUUUGUUCUGGUUAUUAGGAGUGAGUUAAGUUUCCUCAGUGACUCCUCUAUAUCUAUUCUAAAGAGACUGAGUCCAGACCAGGAAGUUGUUCAUUGUUCUCCUAAUAAAAUGUUUAGGAGGGAAUCCUGAAGUCAAGUUAGCUUGGUUCUGCUCCCAGGAUACUAUAUUUUUCCUCCUGCCUUAAGAGUAGAAAAGAAAACUGAUUUUUUUCUGUGAGUCCAACACUACCCUGAACACGUAGCAUUUUGUUUCUGGAUCUGUGCACAGGCUGCUUUCAUCCAAUGUCAGUUGAGUAGCUCAUACACACUUGCAUUGCUGUCUAAGGCAAGUUAACAGCUGUGCUCAACAUAUCUUACUGACACAUGUAUUCCAAAAAUUCUAUGCAAUCAAUUACCUGCCAGUUCUACUUAAAUGAUUAUUAUAAUUAAAUCGCACGUUGUUAAGUUGUCAAGCAUGUAACAGAACAAUGAGAAUUAAGCCAGGCUCACAAUCAAGAGCCAUUUUUUUUCUCCAUGGCCAUUUGUAAGCUUCCUGUGAAACAAUGACUCCUGUAAAAAAAACAAACUAUAUAUUACAUCACUCACUGUAAAGGGCACGGCUCAACCCUAUCUGUAAAUAUAAAACAUUAGAGUGUUUUUUCAAUAAACCGUCCAGGAGAUGAUAAUCAAUUAAAGCCUUAUCUGUACCUUUUAUUUAGUAGCUGCAGUAUAAACAGAUGUGUAUUCCUAUGUUACCUUUUCUGUCAUGAACAUUUUAUUAAGCCCAAUCCCUUGGUUAUAUGUCAUCUAUUGCACAUACAAUGUGUAAGAGAUAAAUGUUUCAUUGUCAUCUAAGGAGAAAGAAUAAAAAUAAACCAUUGAA
Molecule: messenger RNA, 3481 nt
Organism: Mastomys coucha (southern multimammate mouse)
Lineage: Eukaryota; Metazoa; Chordata; Mammalia; Rodentia; Muridae
Gene: Pdgfd
Product: platelet derived growth factor D
Exons: 7
Coding region: 352-1464 (370 amino acids)
Biological process (GO): positive regulation of cell migration; positive regulation of protein autophosphorylation; platelet-derived growth factor receptor signaling pathway
Cellular component (GO): membrane
Molecular function (GO): platelet-derived growth factor receptor binding; growth factor activity
Source: RefSeq, a predicted model, not a curated record